Drosophila serrata is the source of this 2118-nucleotide messenger RNA. RefSeq names its product RUS family member 1. NCBI's taxonomy places the organism in Eukaryota, Metazoa, Arthropoda, Insecta, Diptera, Drosophilidae. The record is from RefSeq and is a predicted model, not a curated record.
GGGAGGAGUGCAGAGUGGCUAUUGGCGUGGGGGAGAGAUUCUUUUUGGAGUAUAUUUAUUUUGAACCAGAAUUUGUUUGCCAGUUUUUAAAUGUCGUAGCCCUCAGCAGCUUGCUUGUAAAAUGUCCUAGAGUUCGCUUAACACCGCCGCGUUAACCGAUUGCUUCGAGUUUUUGUUCUGACGCUGAUAUUUCGAUGGAUUUUCACGGCUUUGCACAUUUUCCCUGAAACAGACAGCUCGUCGUCGUCGGACAUAAAUAGCUGAGGGUGCCAGGUGGGGGUGGUGUUAUUGGCAUUGUCGGCGGUGGUGGUAGAGUGUGGAGCUUUCUCCCCCAGACACUUUGGAGGGAAAACAACAUAGCUGCUAGCCAGCGAGCCCCGGAAAAGCAAUAAAACCUAAUUUCUGCCAGCUCACCGAAAAGGCGCUCGCCCUGUUGGCUAAGAUGAAAAUCCAUUUUCGGGAGCAGUACGGCACGAAGGGUGAGGAAGUCCUCUAUGUGACGCCAGCAGAUCAAAGCAACAUUGUGAGGGUACCGCUGCGUGGCGAUAAGCUAGUCAUCCAGGAGAAGUUCCUGCUCUUCCGCCUGCUGCAGAAGAUAUUUCUUCCCAAAGGCUAUCCGGACAGUGUCAGCGAGGACUAUGCGGCAUAUCAGGUUUGGGACACGGCCCAGGCCUUCUGUAGCACAAUAUGCGGCACGCUGUGCACCCAUGCCAUCCUGAAAGGCAUCGGCGUGGGCAGCGAGAAUAUAAAUGCGUACUCCGCCACAGUUACAUGGAUCUUGAAGGAGGGCAGCGGCCAUGUGGGCCGGAUCUUCUUCGCCUGGUGGCAGGGCUCCCAGCUGGAUGUGGACUCGAAAAAGUGGCGGCUGCGAGCGGAUUUCCUCAAUGAUCUCGCCAUGGGCAUCGAGAUCUAUGUGCUUCCCAAGUAUCCGCAUCUAAGCACCCAAAUCCUAUGCGGUUCCACUCUGCUGAAGGCGAUUGUGGGCGUUGCUGGAGGAGCAACGAGAGCGGCGCUAACGCAACAUCACGCACUGCGUGGAAAUCUAGCAGAUGUAGCCUCUAAGGACAGUUCCCAAGAGACGUGCGUUAACCUGGUAGCCUCUUUUGUGGGCCUCUACCUCCUUUCGCUGAUAAAGAGCCAGACGGUGCUGUACACCAUCUUCUACGUGGUGGUCAGCCUGCAUCUGUACGCUAAUCUUAAGGCUGUACGGGCGGUCUGUCUACGAACAUUCAACGAGUCGCGAUAUUUGAUUGCCUUGGAGGAGUUCUUCAGGUCCUCGAGAAUGCUCAGUCCUCAGCAGGUUAAUGCUAUGGAACGGGUCACAAUCGGACAGACCGUGUCUGUGUCCUUGAACGUCAAGCUAGGCCUGAGCGUUAAGAAUCUUAUUGAUGAGUACAAGAGCAGCAGCGUCAUCGACAACAUUGUGUCCUCUUUUGAUCCCCACGAGCACUUCAUUAUAGCCGAGACGAAGAGGUAUUUGGGCGUCUAUCUGCACUUCGAUACGCGUCCCCAGGAUGUUCUUAAGGCUUACUUCUUUGCGAUGUCCUAUCUGCGGGAUCGGAAUCUAAUCAAGGAGAAGUACUGGGACAUUCAGGCCAAGUGGCAGGAGUUCCUCACGCUGGCCCAACAGGAGGGUUGGAUGAUCCAUCACCAUCUGUUACUGGUGGACGAGUUCCGUUUGGACUGGAAGGUGUAGGAGAACGGCUUGACUUUGACCUGAGUUGCUUGUUUGAUUUCAUUCGCAGGACUUCAUUAUCACUCCAACACAUAUCUCACAUGAAAACAUUGAUCUAUUAACUAAGUGCUAUUGAUAUUUACCUAGAUUUAGCUUUGUGAAACAUCUUCCAACUAACUCUGCCUUAGCACAAAGUAAUGUUUGUAACCCGUACUCGAUAGGAUAUAUUUUAGCCCUGCUUUUUGCCCAUGAAUUUAUCAAGCGAUGAUAUUAUUUCAAUUACUAGCUGCUACUUUAGGACUAAAAGGGAAUCGGAAACGGAAACGUUGACAAAAACAAAAGAAUCUAUUUUUAAGGACUUAUUGUAUGAUGUAAGCACUUCGAUAUUUCGAGAGCCUAUGUGUACUUUUUAGAUUGUAAUCAAGGAAUAAUCUCACAACGAA